AAAGACCAAGGAUUCACUUUCUUUGUCUGUUUCUUUCUCUUUUAUUUCUCUCCUUACCAUUCUCCACUGUUCACUACUGACUUUCUUUUGUUUUCUUUUCUUUUUCUUUUCUCUGUUUUCUCUGUAAGUGUGCGUGUGAGAGAGAGAGAGAGAGAGAGGGAGAGAUGUUAAUGGUGUGAGGAAAAAAAGAAUGGAGUGGGAAAAUAAUCAAGAAAAUCAACAACAACAGCAAGAAAAUCAAAAUCAAAGAGUUGAAAACAGAAAUAAUGGUAAUAUGAGCAACAAUAGUGUUAAUGGGAAUGGAAAUGGAGGAAUGUUGUAUGUGAAGGUGAUGACUGAUGAGCAACUUGAAACUCUUAGGAAACAGAUUGCUGUUUAUGCCACUAUUUGUGAACAACUUGUUGAGAUGCACAAGACCCUUUCUGCCCAGCAAGAUCUUGCAGGAGGCAGGCUGGGAAAUCUGUACUGUGACCCAUUAAUGGCUUCUGGUGGACACAAGAUCACUGCAAGACAGCGAUGGACUCCAACACCAGUGCAGCUUCAGAUUCUGGAGCGUAUCUUUGAUCAGGGGAAUGGAACUCCAAGCAAGCAAAAGAUUAAAGAGAUAACCUCUGAACUCAGCCAGCAUGGACAAAUUUUUGAAUCAAAUGUGUAUAAUUGGUUUCAAAAUAGACGCGCACGAUCUAAAAGAAAACAAUUGGUUGCUUCGUCUAACAAUGCUGAAUCAGAAGUUGAAACAGAAGUUGACUCGCUAAAUGAGAAGAAAACAAAACCAGAAAUAUUUCACUCCCAACAAACCCCUCCAAGGGUUGAAGAUCUAUGCUUCCAGAGCCCUGAGAUAAGCUCUGAACUGAAUUUUUUGGGUGUGUUACCAAACCAAAGAGAUGACCAUUUAACUGGAAAGAUGGGAAUGCCAGGAAGCUACAAUCUUUACGAUCAGGCAGACGACUAUGGCAUGGGAGGAUGACACAUGUUUCUAUCUGUUGAUGCUAAUUUGUUUGACAAAUGAAUGUCUUGACUAGAAAUCAUGUCUUUCCAAAUGGAACAUGAGAACCAAAGACAAUUCACUCCCUUUGUGAGAUCUAAAGUAUAGCAGAGUUGGUUAUAGUUUUGAUGAUGGUUGUAAGUUGGAGAAUGGACAGUCCUGUACCCCAUUAUAAUCUUAUUUGGCUUGUGAUUAAUAGAUUUAUGUUCAGGAAUAUGCUAAUUUGUUAGUGAAUUUGAGCUUCUAAUAUAUGCUUUAUAGCCAGUAAUACAAAUUUGCAGCAUUUGAGACUUGCUGUAUGAUUAUAUAACUAAGAUAAAAGUUUGGCGA
This is a messenger RNA of Jatropha curcas, 1315 nucleotides long. It is a transcript of the gene WOX13, whose product is annotated as WUSCHEL related homeobox 13. The record is from RefSeq and is a predicted model, not a curated record. Gene Ontology annotation, molecular function: DNA binding; DNA-binding transcription factor activity. Lineage: Eukaryota; Viridiplantae; Streptophyta; Magnoliopsida; Malpighiales; Euphorbiaceae.